Messenger RNA from Vitis riparia (riverbank grape), 3605 nucleotides. RefSeq names its product receptor like protein 21-like. The record is from RefSeq and is a predicted model, not a curated record. NCBI's taxonomy places the organism in Eukaryota, Viridiplantae, Streptophyta, Magnoliopsida, Vitales, Vitaceae. Bases 6 to 3473 code for a protein of 1155 amino acids. The transcript has 9 exons. Gene Ontology annotation, molecular function: protein binding.
UUCUUAUGUCUCUCAUGUGUGGACUUUCAAUGGAGAGUUUGUCAUCAAAACAUUUGUCAUGGGUUUUAUUAUUACUCUUGAUUCAAAUAUGUAAAUGCAAAGGUUGCAAUGAAGAAGAGAAGAUGGGUUUGCUUGAAUUCAAGGCCUUUCUAAAAUUGAAUAAUGAGAAAGCAGAUCUUCUUCUCCCUUCAUGGAUAGGUAACAACAUCAGUGAAUGUUGUAGUUGGGAGCGAGUUAUUUGUGAUCCUACCACAAGUCGAGUUAAGAAGCUUUCUCUCAACAACAUAAGGCAGCAACAAAUUCUCUUGGAAGACUAUGGUUGGUCAAAUUAUGAAAAUGACAAAUUCUGGUUACUAAAUACAUCUCUAUUCCUUCCUUUUGAAGAGCUUCAGGAUCUAAAUUUGUCUGCAAACUCAUUUGAUGGGUUUAUUAAGAAUGAAGAGUUAGCUAGUUUGAGAAACUUGGAAGCAUUAGAUCUAAGCUACAAUAAUUUGGAAAGCUUUCAACGAGUGCAAGAUUCAAAAAGCUUGUCCAUAUUGAAAAAGCUAGAGACCUUGAACCUUAAUCAGAACAAGUUCAAGAAUACUACUUUGCAGCAAUUGAAUACAUUCACAUCCCUUAAAAGUCUUUCUUUACAAUCCAACUAUUUGGAAGGACUCUUUCCUAUCCAAGGAUUACGUACUUUGGAAAACUUGGUGAUGUUAGACCUAAGCCUGAAUCAUCUCACUGGUAUGCAAGAUUCAAAAAGCUUGUCCAUAUUCAAAAAGCUAGAGACCUUGAACCUCAAUGACAACAUGUUCAAAAACACUAGCCUGAAACAAUUGAAUAUAUUCACAUCCCUUAGAAAUCUUUCUCUACAAUGGAACGAUGUUGGAAGAUUUUUUCCUAUCCAAGAAUUAUGCACUCUGGAAAACUUGGUGAUGUUGGACCUAAGUGGGAAUUUCUUGAUUGGCAUGCAAGGUUUUACAAGUUUGCCUAAGCUGAAAAAGCUGGAGAUCUUAAACCUUAGUUAUAAUCAGUUCAACAAGACCAAUAUAAAACAGUUGAGUGGAUUCACUUCCCUUAAAACGUUGGUUGUAAGCAACAACAAUAUUGAGGGAUUUUUUCCUUUCGAAGAUUUUGCAAGCUUAAGCAAUUUGGAGAUACUAGAUUUGAGUUAUAAUUCCUUAAGUGGGAUUAUUCCAUCAUCUAUAAGAUUGAUGUCUCAUCUCAAGUCUUUAUACCUGGUUGAAAAUAACCUCAAUGGUUCUUUACAAAAUCAAGGUUUCUGCCAAUUGAAUAAGCUUCAACAGCUAGAUCUUUCUUACAACUUAUUCCAAGGAGUCCUUCCUCCAUGUUUCAAUAAUUUGACAUCUCUGAGGUUAUUGGAUCUUUCUUAUAACCAAUUAUCAGGAAAUGUUUCUCCUUCUCUGUUGCCUAAUCUCACAUCCCUGGAGUACAUCAAUCUUAGUCAUAAUCAAUUUGAGGGUUCAUUCUCUAUCAGCUCUUUGGCUAAUCACUCCAAGCUUCAGGUGGUCAUACUUGGAAAUGAUAACAACAAAUUUGAGGUAGAAACUGAAUAUCCGGCUGGUUGGGUUCCCUUGUUUCAGUUGAAGGGUCUUGUGCUAUCCAGCUGUAAGCUCACCGGUGACCUUCCUGGUUUUCUUCAAUACCAAUUCAGGUUAGUGGGGGUUGAUCUCUCCCAUAAUAACUUGACAGGAAGUUUCCCCAAUUGGUUGCUUGAAAACAAUACGAGACUGGAAUUUCUACUCCUGAGGAAUAACUCUUUAAUGGGUCAACUACUUCCCCUGAGACCUAAUACUCGUAUCAGUUCAUUGGAUAUCUCACACAAUCAGUUGGAUGGACAACUUCAAGAAAAUGUGGCCCAUAUGAUUCCAAAUAUGGAAUAUCUAAAUUUAUCCAACAAUGGUUUUGAAGGUAUUCUCCCAUCCUCGAUAGCUGAAAUGAUUUCCUUAAGGGUGUUGGAUUUGUCUACCAAUAAUUUCUCAGGAGAAGUACCAAAGCAUUUGUUUGCAACAAAAGAUUUGAUGGUUCUAAAAUUAUCAAAUAAUAAAUUGCAUGGUGAAAUAUUUUCAAGGGACUUUAACUUGACUUGGUUGGAGAUUUUGCAUUUGGACAAUAAUCAGUUCACGGGAAUUCUAUCAAAUGUAAUCUCCAGAAGCUCUAGGUUGUGGGUGCUGGAUGUGAGCAACAACUACAUGUUAGGUGAAAUUCCAAGCCAGAUAGGUAACAUGACCUAUUUGACUACGCUGGUGUUGGGCAACAAUAGUUUUAAAGGCAAAUUACCACCUGAGAUUUCUCAAUUGCACAAGUUGGAGUUUCUUGACGUUUCUCAAAACGCUCUUUCGGGAUCUCUUCCUUCUUUGAAGAACCUGCUGAGUUUAAAGCAUCUACAUUUGCAAGGGAACAUGUUUAUAGGAUUAAUACCCAAAGAUUUUCUCAAUUCCUCAAAUCUAUUGACUUUGGAUAUGCGAGAUAAUAGGUUAUUUGGAAGUAUUCCCAAUUCAAUCUCUGCACUUUUGGAGUUAAGGAUUCUUUCACUAAGAGGAAACCUUUUCAGUGGUUUCAUUCCAAAUCAUCUUUGUCAUUUGACUGAAAUAAGCUUGAUGGAUCUUUCAAACAACUCUUUUUCAGGGCCAAUUCCCAAAUGCUUUGGCCUUAUCCAAUUUGGGGAGAUGAAAAAGGAGGACAACGUGUUUGGACAGUUCGUUAAAAUGACGUACAAAUGGAAUUCUCUUCUUGUAUAUGCAGGUUACUUGGUGAAAGAUUUGGGCCCCUCGAGUUUAGUGUAUAAUGAAAAAGAUGAAGUUGAGUUUAUCACUAAGAACAGGCGUGACUCCUACAAAGGUGGCAUCCUUGAAUUCAUGUCUGGAUUGGACUUAUCAUGUAACAACUUGACAGGCGAAAUACCUCAUGAACUUGGAAUGCUAAGUUCGAUUCGUGCAUUGAACUUGUCUCACAAUCAAUUGAAUGGCUCAAUUCCAAAGAGUUUCUCCAAUUUUUCUUUAAUAGAGAGCUUAGACCUUUCUUAUAAUAAUCUGGGUGGAGAAAUUCCUCUAGAGCUAGUUGAACUCAAUUUUUUAGCGGUGUUUAGUGUGGCUUACAACAACAUCUCUGGUAGAGUUCCAGAUACCAAAGCACAAUUUGGGACAUUUGAUGAAAGCAGCUAUGAAGGUAAUCCUUUUCUUUGUGGGGCACCAUUAAAGAGAAAAUGUAACACAAGUAUUGAGCCACCAUGCGCACCAUCUCAAUCUUUUGAAAGUGAGGCAAAAUGGUAUGAUAUCAAUCACGUUGUUUUCUUUGCAAGUUUUAUUACUUCAUAUAUCAUGAUCUUGUUAGGAUUUGCUACCAUCCUUUACAUCAAUCCUUAUUGGCGUCAUAGAUGGUUCAAUUUUAUUGAGGAAUGUAUGUAUUCCUGCUAUUAUUUUGCUUCUGAUAGUCUUUCCAAGUUAUUAGCAUAUUUGUAUAAUUAGAUACUUUUAGUUGGAUGAUGUUUGCAUGAUUAACUACUAUUUGUUUCCAUGGGAUAUAAAGAAAUGGGAUGUAUAAUUGCUAUGAGUUGAAACUUACAUACUUCACUCAAAUUUCAACAUCCUUUGCUUUUA